Brettanomyces bruxellensis is the source of this 837-nucleotide messenger RNA. RefSeq lists its product as uncharacterized. Gene Ontology annotation, cellular component: intracellular anatomical structure. The transcript has a single exon. The record is from RefSeq and is a predicted model, not a curated record. Gene Ontology annotation, molecular function: oxidoreductase activity, acting on NAD(P)H, oxygen as acceptor. Lineage: Eukaryota; Fungi; Ascomycota; Pichiomycetes; Pichiales; Pichiaceae. Bases 1 to 837 code for a protein of 278 amino acids.
AUGAAGCUUUUUCCUAGGGCUAAUGAUCAGUCAACUACCACACCACUGAAGAACAAAUCGGUAUAUGAACUUCUGUCUUUGAAGGGAAAAGUGUGUGCGGUUACAGGUGGAUCCCGAGGAAUAGGAGCAGAAGUUGUUGAUGCAUUUGCUAGUGCUGGAGCAGAUGUGGCUGUUUUUUACCAUUCAACAGAUAUUUCAGGAAAGCUUGGACCUUUGAAUGCAAAGUAUGGAACUAAUUGUAAGGCUUAUAGGUGCGAUGUGACGGAGAUAGCUUCAUUGGAUAAGACAGUCUCUAAAAUUGUCUCUGAUUAUGGUAAAAUUGACGUUUUUGUUGCGAAUGCGGGUGUGGCAUGGAAAGGUGCAGAUAUAUUGAAGGAAUCUAAUGACCAGGUUGCUGUAGAACAGUGGAAAAAAUUCCUUCAUCAAGAUGUUGAUGCCGUGCAUUACAGUGCAAGAGUGAUCGGUAGGGUAUUUAAAGAACAAGGUUUUGGAUCAAUGAUAAUAACAGGUUCAAUGUCUGGAGCAGUGGUAAAUGUACCACAACUUCAAGCAGCAUACAAUGCAGCUAAAGCAUUUGUUAUUCAGUACGCAAAAUCAUUAGCCAUCGAGUGGGUAGGAUUUGCGAGGGUUAAUACUGUGUCUCCGGGGUAUGUGAGCACAUCUUUAACUGGAAGCCUUCCAAAGGAAUUAAAAGAUACAUGGAACACAUUAAUCCCAAUGGGGAGAUCUGCUCUCCCAAAAGAGCUAGCGGGCGCUUAUUUAUAUUUAGCAAGCGAUGCUGCAACAUAUACUACCGGCUCUAAUAUAACUGUUGAUGGGGGAUACACCGCCAUUUAG